Messenger RNA from Moneuplotes crassus, 12262 nucleotides. The record is from the annotation of a GenBank genome assembly. Lineage: Eukaryota; Ciliophora; Spirotrichea; Euplotida; Euplotidae.
GAGGGAUACUAUGAACAGAGACGAUCCUAUGAGGAAAAGAAAGGGCAAGAAAGGUAACAAAGCUCAGAACAUAUUUGCCCUUAUUACAAAUAACAGACAGGAUAGAUCCUGGAGAGGAAUGAGAGAGUUGUACCAUUUCAACUCAAAUGUUGAACUUGCUGAGUACUCCUUACCCAUCGUAUCCACAGACAAGGAUAAUGAAGAAGAGAAAUUCCAACCAGGAGUUGUCAGUGUUGGAGGAGUCAACGUUAAGAUGGGCACCAAGGCUAACAAAUUAGAGCCUAUCAGCCACCCUAGUCAUAUGUCAGCCAGCGAAAGAGAAAUCUUAGAGGAAGAAGGUGAAGGCAUGGAUGAAUUCGAUGACGAAGCUGAAGGCGAAGGAGAAGAAGCAUACUCAGAGAAAAGUCUUGAUUCACAAGAGCUUGGAGAGAUGAUAGAUGCUGUCGAUGAUAAGGCUGAAAAUGAACUUGCUAUGGCUAAGAAUAGCAUGUUUAUUGAAAAGAAUACUCCUUUGUACAGGCAAAGGCAAAAUAUCAAGACUGGAGAAGAUGCAAUCUCCUUCUUUGCGAAGCAUGGAAACAACACUCCAAUUAAAAUCUUUAAUUGUAACAGAGCUAAAGUACCUCCAGCAGUCUUCAGGCCUUACGACCUUGAGGUGGUACUUGAUGAGAAGCAGCUCAAUGAAGAAUACUUUACUAUUUCAAAUAGAGGAGUUGUCCAUGUAUUCAAAAAGAAUACUAAGAGAAUGAGUGAUGAAGAUAUGGUUCCCACAGAGUUCCUGUUUGCAAGUGACUGGAUGCAUGAGGCUACUCUUUUCAAUGUUCUCACAUCAAUGAAAUUCUUUAAAACCUAUCUCAUUGGUAAGGUCUUCAACUCUUGGAAAUCCAAUGUCAGAUAUAAGAAGUUUUUCCGUACUAGAGAGAAACUCUCAAAGAAUUUGAAAUACAUGAGGCCUGCUUUCCAGCAUUCUUUCAAUGACAUCAACUCUACACUAUAUGAGAUGCAAAAAGUGAAAUGUUUCAAGGAGACGAAGCAAACAAAGACCUACAGACUCGAAGAAGAUUUCAUCAAUGACCAAAAAGGCGGUAGAGAUGCGGCAAAGGCUCACUACGAGAAUAAAAUCACAGAUAUUACAAACAAGCUGAUCGAACUCACCACCGAAGUCUCUGAAUCAAAGAACAUGAGAGAUGAGGAAGAUUUUGAAAAUUCUAAGAUUGGGCAGAAAGUCAAACAUAAGGCAAUGACUGUUCAGAAAAAGGAAGAACAGACGAAGAGAGACGUUUUGAAAAUUGCCAAAAAGAACAUUUCAAAUCUUGGUACUUUCAUCAGGCUUAUUGACUACAUGGUAGUUGAGACUCAAGUAAAGAUUAACCAAGAUAGUGCAAACAUGGUCUAUGCAGAGAUGUGUCAAGAUGAUAGAAAGGCUGGUAUCACAACAGAAAUCAAAUACUGCAAUGAGGGAGGAAUGUUGUUUACCCCCACUAGCACAGAGUUCAUGGAGCACUUCACUACAAUGCUUUCUGAAAUGGUUUCUACUGCUAAAGAUGUAACUAGAAUCAUCAACAACAACCAAUUCUCUCAAUAUAACCAAGGAUUUGGAGCUGAAUCAGGUCCUAACUUCUUAACUAUUGUUAGUUCAUCUGAAGAUUAUGAAGAAGUCAAGGAAAAGAUCAACCAAAAAUUCAAAGAAGACUUCGAACAGCUCCACAAAGACUCUCUUAACUUUGAAGAAUGUAGAAAUGUCUAUGAAUUCGUAGAGAAUUUCAAAUUUGAAGAAUUCAAAAAUGCUGGUCACCCUCUCUCAGUAAUCCAAGAGCAUCUAGAUAAACACAGAAAAUGGGAAAUGAGAGUUGCUACUGUUAUCAAAGCUCAGAUUAUUAAAGGAAUUGUCUACGGAAACGGAAAAACUCUUAGAGAUGAUCUGAGUUCGAAAGUUAGAGAGAACCUCCAUAAUAUUAGAAAAUACUUAGAAGACUUAAUUUUAGGGAAACAACAGGAUGUCUUGGACAGGUUGACGAAAAUUACCAAACAUUUAGGAGCUCAAAUGACUUCACUCUCUGAAUAUGUUGAAAAUGUGAAGACUCUCAACGUUUCAAAGGAUGAGUACAAGACUCUGGUCAAUGAGAAGAUCACUAUUGAAGAGAUGAUCAAUAUUCUUAAGAAAAGUAACAAGUCUAAGCAGGACAUUAACUCAUUCGGAGAGGAUACUUCUGGAGGAUACCACACCAUCCAGAUCAGAUCAACCAAGAUCGAAACCAAGCUUGACGAGUGCACCCAGUGCAUCAACAACAAAGAGUCCGAAGUAAUGGGGGAGGUUGAUGAGAAAGUCGUCGAGCUCAACUCCAGCAUCGAAAACACAAAGAACAACAUGAAGGAAUUCAUUGAUUUGAUAGACAGAGAUAAGCUGAUUGAAGUAACCACUCCUUCUGAAGAAGCUCUUAAAGAGUUGAUUGAUAAAAUCAAGAAGAACUUUGACAAUGAAAGAAAAACUGCUCAAUACAACAUGGAUGCUCAGGCAGUUCUCCAACAGCCAGUCACAGAGAUUCCUGAAAUUGCUGAAUUCGAUAGGAAAUGGGAAGCAAGACAUAAACUCUGGAAGAUGAGAAAUGAUUGGGAUACUGACUACAAUGUAUGGUUCAACCAAGUAUUCCAAGGGCAAGACUCGUUAGCCAUUGAACAAAAGUUGAAGGAAUAUGAAAAAGAUCUAACUUGGCUCAAACAAAACCUCCCAAGAGAGAGGCCUGAUGAAGUCUAUGAGAAACUUCAUGAUGAUAUUAAAGGAACUUCCAGCAUGAAGGACCUUAUCCUUGAUUUAGGAAAUAAAGCUUUACUAGAUAGGCACUGGAAUAAGAUCUUCAAUUUGCUUCCAGAAGCAAGUGCUUAUGCAUCAUCGAGGACCUUCACUUUAAAUGAAUUAAUCAAAGAUGGUAUCCUCGAAGUCAAAGAAAAAGUUGCUGAAAUCUCAGCUCUUGCCAGUGGAGAGUAUGCAAUCAGCCAAGCACUUGAAGAAGUGAAGACCACUUGGGCAGGAAUGGAAUUCAUUGUUGUUCCAUACAGAGAUUUCAAAGAUAAAUUCAUUCUUGGAACAAUUGAAGAAAUCAUGAUUCAACUUGAAGAUGACCAGGUCUCAGUCCAAACAAUGCUGAGUUCAAAGAAUGUCAAAGAAAUCCGUGAAGACGUCACAGAAUGGCAGAUCAAGCUUUCGUAUAUCUCAGAUGUAAUUGAUGACUGGCUUGCAUGCCAGAGACAAUGGAUGUAUCUUGAAAACAUCUUCAAUGCUGAAGAUAUUCAGAAGCAACUCCCAAAUGAGUCUAAGUUAUUCAAGAAAGUAGACAAAUUCUGGAGAGAUAUUAUGACUAAGACUCACAGAAAUCCUUCAAUUCUUGAUACUUGUGAAUCAGAAGGAUUACUAAAGAGAUUCCAGAACAACAAUAAGAUGUUGGAAGAGAUUCAAAAGUGCUUGGAAGACUAUCUUGAGACAAAGAGGGCUGCUUUCCCAAGAUUCUACUUCUUGUCAAAUGAUGAACUUCUUCAGAUUCUGUCCCAGACAAGAAACCCACAGGCUGUGCAACCUCAUUUAAGGAAAUGUUUUGACAACAUGGCCAGUAUCGUCUUCACAGAGGAGAAGAAAUCUAAGUCAAUUGUAGCUAUGAUAUCUGCAGAUGGUGAAAGAGUUGAGUUCUCAGAAACAGUAAUGGCUGAAGGAAAUGUCGAAUUCUGGCUUACCAAUAUUGAGAAAAUGAUGGUCAAAUCUCUCUUUGAUCAAAACAAGGGAGCAUGGCAAGAGUACCCAGAAGAUGCUCUUGAGAGAAGAGAAUGGUUCUUUACCAAUCCAGCACAGUUAGUCUUAGCUAUUGAUCAGGUCUUCUGGACUAAAGGAUGCACAGAAGCUAUUGAAGAGAUUGAGAAAGGAAAGAACAAGAAGGCUCUACAAGAAUGGCUCGAUUUCUCAAUUGAACAAAUUGGAAAAAUGGUUGAGAUUGUCAGAAGUGAUCUGACAAAUCAUCAAAGAACUCUCAUGGGAGCUCUUAUCGUACUUGAUGUACAUGCAAGAGAAGUUGUGAGAAAAAUGAUCGAAGUAAAGGUCAACAACCUCAAUAAUUUUGAAUGGUCCAAACAAUUGAGAUAUUACUGGGAAGAGGAAGAUGAUGACUGCUUCGCUAGACAAACCAAUACAAGAUUUAGAUACGGAUAUGAAUUCCUUGGAAAUGGGCCAAGAUUAGUCAUCACUCCAUUAACAGAUAAGUGUUACAUGACCUUGACUGGAGCUUUGCAUUUGAACUAUGGAGGAAAUCCUCAAGGACCAGCUGGAACCGGAAAGACAGAGUCAACUAAAGAUUUAGCUAAAGCUCUCGCAAUUCAAUGUGUCGUGUUUAAUUGCUCUGAUGGUCUUGACUAUAAAAUGAUGGCUAGGUUCUUCUCAGGACUUGCUCAAGGUGGUGCAUGGUCAUGUUUCGAUGAGUUUAACAGAAUUGGUAUUGAAGUGUUGUCUGUUAUUGCCCAGCAAAUGCUUACCAUUCAGACUGCUGUUAAACAGAAAAAGGAAAAAUUCUUCUUUAUUGAUAAAGAAAUUCCUCUUAACUUAAGAUUUGGAGUAUUUAUUACUAUGAACCCAGGAUAUGCUGGAAGAACUGAGCUUCCUGAUAACUUAAAGGCUUUAUUCAGACCAGUAUCAAUGAUGAUCCCUGACUAUGCCUUGAUUGCAGAGAUUAUUCUUUUCUCAGAAGGAUUUGUAACCGCCUUUGAUCUUGCCAGAAAAAUGGUUCAACUCUAUAAACUCUCAUCAGAACAGUUGAGUAAACAGAAGCAUUAUGAUUUUGGAAUGAGAGCUGUAAAGUCAGUCCUUGUCAUGGCGGGUUCUUUGAGAAGAAAAGAGCCAGAUUCUGAAGAAAAUAUUGUGCUUAUUAGAGCUAUGAGAGAUUCAAAUGUACCUAAGUUCUUAGAGCAUGAUCUUCCUUUGUUCAAUGGAAUUAUCACAGAUCUAUUCCCAGGAGUUGAAGUCGAGUUCAUCGAUUAUGGAAAAGUCCAGACAAAGAUUGAAGAGAAUUUGACUAAGAGAAAAUACCAACUAGUGCCUAAGCUGAUCAAGAAGACCAUCCAGCUUCUUGAAACUAUGCUUGUUAGACAUGGAAACAUGAUUGUUGGAGAAGCCUCUACAGGUAAAACGACUAUAUGUGAAGUCCUUGCUGAUGCUCUUUCUGAUCUGCAUGAGGAUGGCUCCAGAGAAAGAAUGCAUUGCCCGGUUGAACAAUACAGACUUAACCCAAAAGCUGUGACAAGAGAUGAGCUUUUUGGAUACACUGACCUCAUGACUAAUGAAUGGACUGAUGGAUUAGUUUCUAAGCUUGUGAAUGACGCAGUAGAGAGUGAUAAGCCUGACAAUCUAAAAUGGAUCAUCUUUGAUGGUCCAGUAGAUGCGCUCUGGAUUGAGAACAUGAAUACAGUACUUGAUGAUAACAAGACUCUAUGUCUUAAUAAUGGUCAAAGAAUCAAGCUUCCAACUACAGUUACAAUGAUCUUCGAGGUUAUGGAUCUAAAGGUAGCUUCACCAGCUACUGUAUCAAGAUGUGGUAUGGUCUACCUUGAGCCUGUUCAUUUGGGAUGGCAGCCACUAGUAGAUACUUGGAAAGCAAAAAUGGCAGAGCUAGACCCUGAUUGUGCUAUUUACUAUAAUCAAGCAUGCAAAAUAAUAGAGAAUGUAUUUAAGAAAGGACUUACUCAUAUUAGAGAAGAGUGCAAAGAAGUAAUCUCAUCUGUGGAUAAUAACCUUGUUGCUAGUUGUUUGAACCUUCUUGAAUCUGUAAUGGACCCUGAAAAUAAAAAGGUUGAUCUGAAGAGAGCAGUAUCUCCAGAGAAUGAUGUCAAAGUCUACACUAUUUUCUCUAUUAUCUGGUCUCUUGGAGCAAACUUGUUCGAUGAUAGCAGGAAAGCAUUCAAUAGAUUUAUGAAGUCAAGAAUUAUAGAGAUUGAUUGUGAAUUCCCAGAUGAAGGGCAGGUCUAUGAUUAUGGAAUCGAGCCAACAACUCAUUCAUUCGAAUCAUGGCAUGAAAGAGUCACUAAGUUUGAAUAUAAUCCUGAUGCAUCCUUCUUCUCAAUCCUUGUGCCAACAUCAGAUACAGUAAAAUACAAAUUUAUGCUUGAUACUCUUCUUAGCCACAGCCAUAAUGUUCUCAUCUCUGGAGAUACUGGAGUUGGAAAAUCAGUUAUCACCUCUGAUUACCUUGUAAAGACAGAUGCCGAAGCUUAUGCUUCAGGAUUCAUUAACUUCUCUGGAAAGACUACCAGUAAAAACCUUAAGGAUGCUUUCGAAUCAAAGCUCGAGAAAAAAAGAAAGACCUUGCUCGGACCUCCAGGAGGAAGAAAGAUGAUCUUCUUCAUCGAUGAUGUAAACAUGCCUCAGUAUGAUGAGUUCUUCUCACAACCACCAGUAGAAUUGCUUAGACAGACUAUUGAUUCUGGAGGUUUCUAUGAUCUUGAAAUUCUUAAAUUCAAGGAAGUCAGAGAUACUCAGUUCGUUACUGCCUGUGCUCCUCCAGGAGGAGGUAGAAAUGCUGUCACUCCAAGGCUUUUUAGACACUUCAACAUGAUUUGGAUCCCAGCCUUGAGUAAAAAGUCAAUGGAGCUCAUUUUCUCUUCGAUUCUGAGAGGUUUCCUUGAACUAAACCAAAAGUCUAGUCUCGAUAUGUUUGCAGACCCAGUUGUGAGAGCGAGUGUUGAUAUUUAUGAAAAGACAAUUAAAGAUUUCCUCCCCACUCCUACUAAGUCACAUUACACUUUCAACCUCAGAGAUAUGUCCAAGGUUGUGCAGGGUAUUCUUCAAAUUAAACAUUCAAAUCUUGAUGAUAAGGAAAUGCUUGUAUCCAUCUGGGUUCAUGAAAUCUUCAGAGUCUUCAGAGACAGAUUGAUCAACCAACAAGAUAUUGAGAAAUUCAACGACAUCGUUACCAAACUCAUGCAGAAACAUCUGAAUGUAGACUGGGAGAAGAAGCAAUUUGUAGAUAUUCUCUUUGGAGACUAUGAUAGUGGUAUCGAUAGAGAAUACAAGAAAUUAGAUGAGCCAGAAACACUUGUGCCAAAACUGAAUGAUUAUCUUGAGUCAUACAAUGUUAGCUCAACAACCCCAAUGAAUCUUGUAUUCUUUAACGAUGCAAUUUAUCACUUAAGCAGAAUCUCAAGAAUCCUGAGAUCUCAGAGAGGAAAUGCUCUCAUGGUCGGAGUUGGAGGUUCAGGAAGAAGAUCUCUGGCAACACUCGCAGGACACAUGCAAGAAAUGACUUGCUUCUCCAUUGAAAUCUCCAAGAAUUACAGAGAGAAAGAAUGGCACGAAGAUUUGAAGGAACUUUUGUUCAGUGUUGGUGCUGAAAACAAAGAGAAAGUAUUUAUUUUCUCUGAUAGUCAAAUCUUGAAUGAAUCAUUCCUUGAAGAUAUUAACAAUCUUCUUAAUGCUGGUGAAGUCCCCAACCUCUUUGCUGCAGAUGAAUUCGAGAAUAUUGUUGACACUCUAAGACCAUUUGCUAAAACACAAGGAAAAGAAGGUAGAGAUGAAAUCUUGCACUUGUUCACCUCUCUGUGUAGACAGAAUUUGCAUAUUACUCUAACAUUCUCCCCUGUUGGAGAAAAAUUCAGAGAAAGAUGUAGGCAGUUCCCUUCAAUUAUCAAUUGCUGUACAAUUGAUUGGUACCAGAAAUGGCCUGCAGAAGCCCUAUAUUCGGUCGCUGAUAGAUUCUUCACUGAAAAAGAAGCUGAACUUAAUAUUGUAGAAUAUAAAGAAGCUUUAUGCAGAAUGGCUGUUGAGAUCCAUAACAGUGCAGGCAAAGAAGCUGAAAACUUUUAUGAUGAGCUGAGAAGAAGAACUUACACGACUCCAAAAUCAUACCUAGACCUCAUUAAAUGCUAUCUUGAAAUGAUGGCUGAACAGUCUGAAAUAGUACCCCAAAAUAUUGCUAGAUAUAGCCAGGGUUUGAGACUACUUGCUCAAAUCAAAACAAUGGUUGAUCAACUUCAGGUUACUCUGACCAAACUUCGUCCCGAAAUUGACAAGAAAGAAGAGGAAACCCAGAAAUUAGUUGUUGAUCUCGAGAAGCAACAACAGUCUGCUGCUGAAACUGAGAAAGUAUUCAAAGUUGAAGCUGAAGAAAGUCAAAAAUUGUUCGAAAAUGUACAAGAUCUCAGAAAUGAUUGUCAGAAAGAACUAGAUAAAGCUAUGCCUAUUUAUGAAAGUGCCUUGAAAGCUUUGAAAACCUUGAACAAAAGUGAUAUAGUUGAAAUGAAAUCUUAUCCUAAACCACCAGAUGAGGUAGUCAUGGUUAUAAGUGCAGUCUGUAUCUUUAAUAAGAAGCCAGAAAACUGGGACGAAGGAAAGAAACUUAUGAAUGAACCAAAGAAGUUCCUUGAGAAUUUGGAGAAUUACGAUAAAGAUAAUAUCCCUGAAAAGAUCAUUAAGAAAGUCAGAAAGUAUACUAAAAUGUCUAAAUUUGAUCCAAAGAUUGUCGGUGCUAAGUCUAAUGCCGCUGAAAGUAUCUGUAAAUGGGUAAUUGCAAUGGUUGAAUACUCUGACGUCAUGAAAAUCAUCAAACCUAAAAAGGCAUCUCUUAAGAAAGCUGAGAUUGAGCUUGACAAGGCCAAGGAAGAACUAUCAGAGAAGGAAGCUUCUUUACAACAAAUUAGAGAUAAAAUUGCUCUCUUGCAAGCUAACUAUAACUCUUCACUCAGGACUUUGGAGAGCUUAACUCAGCAAAAAGAACUUAUUGAGGUUCAACUUGUCAGAGCUGAGAAGUUGCUCAAUGGGCUUGAAAGUGAGUCUAAACGUUGGGAGAAAUCUGUUGAAGAACUCAAUAUUGAUCUGCACGAUCUUGUUGGAAAUAUUAUGGUCUCUGCUGCUUGUUGUCAAUAUACUGGACCUUUCACUAGCAAAUACAGGAGCAAAUUGAAGGAGUCAUGGAUUAGAUUCUGUACCCAAAAUAACAUCCCAAUUUCUAACAACCUGAGCUUAGAAAGAAUCUUGGCAGAUCCUGUUACUAUCAGAGAAUGGAAUCUGAAUGGAUUGCCAGCUGAUGGCUUGAGUAUUGAGAAUGGCAUUUACACUACAAAUGCAAAGAGAUGGCCACUUCUCAUUGAUCCUCAAAGUCAGGCUAAUAGAUGGAUUAAGAAAGAGGAAGGACUCAAAAUUGUAAAACAAUCUCAACCAAAGUACCUGCAGACUCUUGAAAAUGCUAUCAGAUUAGGAGCUCCUGUUUUAAUCGAAAAUGCUGGGGAAGAACUUGAUCCUGCACUUGAACCAAUUCUAUUGAAACAGAUAUUCAAGAGAGGAGGACAGUGGGUUUUGAAACUUGGAGAUAAUGAAAUCCCAUACAGUAAUGAAUUCAAUUUAACGAUCACAACAAAGCUUCCCAACCCUCACUAUUUACCAGAAGUAUGCAUCAAGGUAACAAUUAUCAACUUCACAGUUACUCCUGAAGGUCUCGAAGACCAGUUGUUAGUAGAUGUCGUCAGAUAUGAAAGACCUGAUCUUGAAGAACAGAAAGAUCAGCUUAUCACAAAAUCUGCAGAGUUGAAGAGACAGCUUAAGGAAAUUGAAGAUAAAAUCUUGAGACUUGUGUCUGAAGCUGAUGAAGACAUUCUUAAUGAUGAAGAAUUAAUCAAUACUCUUGAACAAUCUAAAGAAACUUCUGUCAUGAUCAACGAACGAAUGAAAGAAGCUGAAGAAAUGACCAAAGAAAUUAAUGCAAACAGAGAGCUUUACAGAGAUGUAGCCGUCAGGGGAUCAGUCUUAUACUUUGUUAUUGCUAGUAUAGCCCUUAUGGAUCCAAUGUACCAAUAUUCUCUUGCUUUCUUCUCUCAACUUUUCAAUAGAAGAUUAGCUGUUUCUACAAAAUCAGAUGUUCUAGAAGAGAGACUUCAGAUCUUGAUAGAAGAUAUUACAAUCCAAUUUUAUACAAAUAUUUGUAGAGGUAUUUUCGAAAAGGAUAAGCUUACUUAUUCAUUCUUGAACAGCACUAACAUUUUGAUCAGAGAAAACCGUAUUACACCAGAAGAGAUGAAUUUCUUUACAAGAGGGCCAGCUCAGCUCCCUGACGAAGAAAAUCCAACAGAAUUCUCAGAUGAUAUUUACUAUAACCUGAUUUCACUUGAAACUGUGCAUGCAAACUUUGGCGGAAUGAAGGAAUCCCUUGUUGAUGCUGCUGAUACAGUAUACUGGAAGGACUUAGUCUCUUCAGAAGACCCAUCUAAGCUGUCAUUCCCUUCAAAAUACGAAGACUCUCUUACUGAGUUCCAGAAGUUAAUCAUCAGGAAGAUAUUGAAGGAAGAAAACGUGUUAUUGUAUGUUAAGGAAUUCAUUAGGAGAGAGCUAUCUGAUGAGUUCAUUGAGAGUCCUCCAUUUGAUCUUCCAGCAGCCUUCUCUGAUAGUACGAGUACUUCUCCAUUGAUCUUCAUUUUGUCACCAGGAGCUGACCCAAUUCCUAACCUUCAGAAUUUGGCAAAGCAAUUUGGAAUGGAAGAAAAACUUAAGAUUCUCUCGUUAGGACAGGGACAAGGACCCAUAGCCGAAGCCUACAUUCAAAGUGGUCAAGCUGAGGGAGAAUGGAUCUGAUUGCAAAACUGUCACUUGUCUUCUUCAUGGAUGCCAGAACUUGAAAGAAUCCAGGAAGCGCAGAAUGAAGAGACCACUAAUCCAGAGUAUAGACUCUGGUUAACAUCAAUGCCAACUUCUGUGUUCCCAGUCCCAGUACUUCAGAGUGGAAUUAAGUUGACAAAUGAGCCUCCUAAGGGAUUGAAAGCCAAUUUGAAGAGAACCUUCAAUGAAAUCACUGAAGCUCAAUAUGAAGAAUGUGAUAAACCUAAAGAGUACAAGAAAUUGAUCUUUGCUCUAGCUUAUUUCCAUGCUGUAAUCCUUGAAAGAAGAAAAUUCGGAGCUAUUGGUUGGAAUAUUUCAUAUGAAUGGAUGAACUCUGAUUUCUUUAUAUCUGAGGCUCAGCUUAAAAUGUUCCUGAAUCAACAACCAGAAGUUCCUUACACAGCUUUGAAUUACUUAGUUGCUGAAAUAAACUAUGGUGGAAGAGUCACAGAUGAUAAGGAUGUUGAACUUAUAAAGUCUCUAUUAAAGAGAUACUUCACUCCUGAUAUUCUAAGAGAUGAGUAUAAAUUAUCUUUAUUGGACACUUACUAUGCUCCAAAGGAGGGAAGCCUCAGUCAGGCUAAGGAUUACAUUAACACUCUGCCUCUUGAAGACGAUCCAGAAAUCUUUGGUUUACAUCCAAAUGCUAAUAUUACCUUCAAGAAGAAAACAGUGAGCGAAUUCCUGAAUAUGCUGAUCUUGAUCCAACCUAGAACUGCUGUAAAGGGAUCAAAUGUUUCUACUCCUGAAGAAAUAGUUGCUGGUGAAGCUGCGAGAAUGCUCAACCUUGUCCCUGAAAUUCUUGAUAAAAAGAGAGCUCAUGAAAAUAGUUUUAUCAUUACUGAUAAUGGCUCAUUGGAGUCCCUCGGAGUCUUCCUUGAUCAAGAAAUUGAUAGAUUCAAUAUCCUACUAAAAGUUAUGAAGAAAACGCUUUCCGAUCUUGGUGAAGCAAUCAAAGGAACAGUUGUUAUGUCUUUUGAGCUAGAAAAGAUGUUCAAUGAUAUUAUUGACAAGAGAGUUCCAGGAAACUGGGAAGACGUUGGAUACCCAAGUUUAAAACCACUCGGAUCUUGGAUGGAUGAUCUUAUUUUAAGAAUUGAAUUCAUGAGUAGUUGGCUGUAUGAGGGACCUCCAAAGAGUUACUUAUUACCUGCAUUCUUCUUCCCUCAAGGUUUCAUGACUGCUUCUUUACAGACUUACUCAAGAAAGAACCAGAUUGCUAUUGAUACACUUAAAUUCAAGACUCAUCUUAGAAAAGAAUUCAAUAAGGACUUGAAAGAGCCUCCAGAAUAUGGUGUGAACAUUCAUGGUCUUUACCUUCAAGGUGCAAGAUGGAAUGUUAACGAAGGUAAACUAGCUGAUAGUAAGAAGGGAGUUUUGUUCGUAGAAGUCCCAAUUAUUUGGCUUGAACCAAUUCUUGAGACUACUAAGGAUGACGAUAGAGCUUACAAAUGCCCUCUCUACAAAACAUCACUUCGUAAAGGAGAACUUAGUACAACUGGACACUCUACAAAUUUCAUUAUGUAUUUGGCUUUGCAUACUGAGCAAAAACCUGAAUUCUGGAUCAAUAGAGGAGUGGCUCUUCUCUGCCAGUUAGAUGAUUAAUCUGUAAUUUACUAAAAACCCUACUUUAAACUAAUCAAUGAU